AUGAGCGAUGUAGUUGAGUGCAUCCAACGCCUAAAAGGCACUGACCAGGAUCAUAUUCUGGAGAUUAUUGAGCAUGGCAACGAAAAGGACCGAUCAGUGCUGGUGAAACAGCUGGCGGUGGACCUUCAUGGUGUGGAUUUUCACCAUCUCAACGAUGUUUUGCGCCAGAGCCGGGAACACGGCAUGGAUCACAACAUUACAGCGGAGACGGAGCCACCGUCCGAUAAUUUUUUGUUUGACGCGGUGGAGGCACGGCAAACCGGAAACAAAGGCGUUGAGGAGCUGGAGCAGCUUGGCUAUGAGGCCAUUCACGCUGGACGUGUGGCAUUUUGUAUUUUGGCUGGUGGUAGCGGGACUCGACUCGGCGCGAACGUUCCCAAAGGGCUCUUGACAUGCGAAGGCCUUCUUGAGGGAAAAUCGCUAUUUCAAAUUAACUGUGAAAAAAUACUCCGACGCGAAGAGCUGGCGACCUUCAGAUGCGGAGGCGUUCCCUCAGCAAAGGUACAGCUCCUAGUGAUGACUUCUAUACAAAACGAUGAGCAGACACAGCUGUUUUUUCAAGAGGCGAACUAUUUUGGGCUUGCGAAGGAACAGGUGCACUUUUUUAUGCAAGCGUCUCUUCCGUGCUACGACGAGCACACCGGAAAAAUACUCAUGGAGUCUUCCAACCGUAUUUGUACUUCGCCUAGCGGAAAUGCCGGGCUGUAUACGGCCUUAACGGAUCCUCCUCGGGGUGCGGAGGAGUCUGUGAUGCAGCGGCUGGUUCGUAUUGGCGUAACGCACGUUCAGAUUGGAAACGUGGAUAACCUAAUUACCAGGGUUGCGGACCCAUUGUUUCUUGGAUACGCCAUUAAGGAAGAGGCACAUGUCGUGGUAAAGGCAAGCCCAAAGGCCAGACCAGACGAGGCUGUUGGUGUUUUCGCGCGUGUUCGCGGAGAAUGGGGAGUUGUCGAAUACACUGAAAUUGGCGAGAGGGCGACGGAAGUGGAUCCUGCAACUGGAAAACUGAAGUUUAACAGUGCAAAUAUUUCUUCCUAUAUUUGCACUGUUCGCUUCCUGCAGCUUGCGGCUGAUCGUAUGAAGACCUUUACGCGGUACCACCUUGCACAUAAAAAAAUACCUACUGUAAAUGGCCUGACGAUGGGGAUCAAACUAGAGGGAUUUAUUUUUGAUUUAUUUUGCCUUGCCAAGGAAUGUGUGGAUCCAUCCGUAAGGAACAGUGACGGUUUUUGCAUUAUGCAGGUAAAUCGCAGUGAGGAGUUUGCCCCCAUUAAAAAUGCGAAGGGAGCAUCAAGUGACACAGUGAGUGAGGCAACACGACUCUUGUUGGCGUUACACACACGAUGGUUGUCCACUGCCCUCAGUUCCGUCUCCUCAGGAGGGGGCAGUGACGCUCAAGACGCAGCGGCGGCACUUGCGGUGCUGCAACGUAAAAAGGAAGCUGUGGAAAUAUCACCGCGUGUAUCAAGCGAGGGAGAAGGGCUAAAGCCGUACCUUCCGCGUGUGAUACAUCAACUUUUACAUGUUUCGUGUAACAGGGUUGUUAUUCGGCGGCCGGACGAGGUCCCGCUGAGGCCAUCAAGCAUGUAG
Molecule: messenger RNA, 1590 nt
Organism: Trypanosoma rangeli
Lineage: Eukaryota; Euglenozoa; Kinetoplastea; Trypanosomatida; Trypanosomatidae
Product: UDP-sugar pyrophosphorylase
Exons: 1
Coding region: 1-1590 (529 amino acids)
Biological process (GO): UDP-N-acetylglucosamine biosynthetic process
Molecular function (GO): UDP-N-acetylglucosamine diphosphorylase activity
Source: RefSeq, a predicted model, not a curated record